Messenger RNA from Halichondria panicea, 2873 nucleotides. RefSeq names its product telomere repeats-binding bouquet formation protein 1-like. Lineage: Eukaryota; Metazoa; Porifera; Demospongiae; Suberitida; Halichondriidae. The coding region runs from base 100 to 2811 and encodes 903 amino acids. The transcript is spliced from 11 exons. The record is from RefSeq and is a predicted model, not a curated record. Gene Ontology annotation, biological process: homologous chromosome pairing at meiosis; meiotic attachment of telomere to nuclear envelope.
UUGUCAUGUGUAGCUCACUUGUGUCCCUGGACUCUCCCGGGAAAUUCAACUCUUUCCACAGCUGCCUUUCUCCUACACAUACGUACACUCCCUCGCUCAAUGGCUACUCAUGGACCUGUGUCAGCCAUGGAGGGCCACUGUGGAGAUGAGGGGAGCAGCAACAAGACCAAUUCUGAAGAAGACCUCCACCUUCUCGUGGAGUGUUUACGCUAUCAACAGAACUGUCUAUCAGCUCAGAAACAAGCUCUUGCUACCAUAGCAACCAUGUGCUCUAACUCAAACUCGUCAAGAAACUUGUUCAAUUCUACUGGUGGUCUAUCGUAUGUGUUAGAGCUCUUGUUUGAGUCAAAGUGUUAUGAGUUACAGCAAGCUGUGUUGUACACCCUCGGCUGUGCCAGUGAGAACAAUCUUGUGAACCAGCUCAAGCUCUGCAAUGAGCGUUUGUUCCUGUUCCUAGUGAAGCUGUUGGUACCCCAGACCACUCCAGGAGCCCCUCAUACUCUGGGUGUAGCUGUGGCCUACCUCUCUGGCUGUCUCAUGGCACACAACGUUCAGGCACAGAGGCUGGCUAAAGACAGUGGCCUGCUCUCAAAGCUCAUCUCAAUGUUCAAGUCCACUCUGCCAUCCUCUGACGCUUCAACAGUCAAUAGCCAACAUGAGCACAAGCUAUGGUCCAGUGUCGCCAGUGCCCUCUGUGCUGCCACCAACAAUCCACAGAACGACACCAACCAACGCGAGUGUAUCAAGCUCUUCCCCGCUGCUCUGAGUAUUUUCAACAUGACCCCACUUGAUGAGAACGUGGUGCGCCUGUCCAUCUCACUGAUAGCCUCGUGUACUGCCAACAAUAAGGCUGCCCAGGAUCGGCUACGAAUGAUAGGAGGGCUUAAAGCUUUAGUUCAUAUUCUGAGUACCGUCUUGCAGUGUAUGAGUUCCAGUGGGAAGCUGUUUGAACUACCUCUCCACAUUGUCCAGGCCAUAUCAGCAGGGGCUUUGGGUCAUCGGGCCAACUGUGAGGCUCUGGUGGACCUCGAGUGUAUUGAGGUACUCUUGUGUCUGCUGCAAUGCUCUGAUCUCAGUGUCUCCACAAAGCUGAAUGUGGUCGUGUGCCUGGGAAUGCUAACAGAAGAAAAUGUGAUGGGUCAGCGUAAGGUAGUCAACACGGAGGGAGUGUGCUUAUUGGUGGAUGUGAUGGCCACCUCACAGAGCCAACAGCUCAGUAAAGCCACCACCUUCCUCUUACAGUGCUGUGUUGAGAAGGGCUUACACCUCCCUCCCCUACACGAGGAAUUGACUGAGAAGAUGGCUCUCAUGGACACUGUGAUCGCUAAUGACCAACUACAGAUGGAUGAGGUCGUGGAAAGUGUGAGUGGCAAGUGUUUUGAAAAAGAUGUUUUGGAGAAUUUGUCAGGCAGCAAAUUGCUAUCAAAGGAUCUUGUUACAGCGUGGUUGGACACACACGUUCCUGAUGGCGAUAAUUUGCCCACAGCAGAUCACGAUAAAUUACCUGAGCCCAGUGAACAGAGCGAACCAAAGGCACCAGACAGCAGCAAACACGAUGACAGCUCUCAACUGCUAAUGGAGCUAAAGAAAGAGAAGGAAUUGAGAGAACGACUGGAGACUAUGUUGAAAGUUGAGAGACAAGAACGAGAGAAACUUGAGCAAAAACUUGUGUCCCAACAAAACUCAAUGGCUGCUCCCAAAGAGCCUCGGCACUCAUCCCCCCAUGGGCACACCACUACUGAUCAUGACACACCGCCAGUAACUAGUAGAGCUAACGUGCGAUAUGCUGCCAUCGCUGCUAAAACAACUCCAAUCAACAAGCCAGCCAGUCUAGCAAAACUCACCAGUGGAAUCAGCUUAUCUCAGCAGAACUGUCACACUCUACCAUCGUUCACACAACCGUUGUCUCGAGCAUACAAGGAACUGGACUGCCACCAUCAGUGCAUUGGCUGCAAGCCAAGAUUGAAAUGCACAAUUAUCAACAGUCGAAACUUUAUUAAACUUAUCAAAAUUGACCGCUACACAUGUUCGUAUCAUCGAAGAAUUUCGUUUAAACUGAAAAAAGCCUCUCUCCCAUUGACUCGACCCCCCCUCCGCGACAUGUCAUGUGAGCACACCCCACCCCCACUCUUGUCAUGUGAUCACACCACACACCCACUCCCAGCCACACAAACAAACCACUCUCAACCACCUGUGUCUGUAUCUCCAGCAGUCAGCACAGCUAGUAGCAUCAUAUCCGUCGGUCAAGAAACAAAUUUAUUCUCUCAUUCAACAAAUCCUACUGAAAUAGACGGUGACUCUGACUAUAUACCGUCCCCCACACCAUCUCCUCCUCGUGAAGCCGCUCCCUCACAAACAAACACUCGCCAACCACCCAACUCAACUCAAAUACAACAAGGCUUCAAUCCAACCACCUAUCGACUUCUCCCCCGCACUUGUGGACAGCCGUUAAAUAACUUGAAGAAGAAGGUGAAGCUACGUCCCCUUGAUGAUAUCACUAACAAGCGAGAUGGGAGGAGAGCGGACCCUAUAACCAGUAUCACCAAUAAUGCAUUGUCUGUGUUUGACUACACUACUCCAGAGAGGACCACAAAACAUCGACUAACUUCAAAAGUUGUAUUACAAGGUAUGAAAGUUCCUCACAAGAGAGCUAAAGCAGUUCUAUGGACAAGGCAAGAGGAGAGCUUUCUGAGAGAGGGUGUGCAAAUGGUUGGACUGGGACAAUGGAGGCACAUUCUGGCUGCCUACCCGUUCCAUCACAGCAGAGACAGUAGCAGCCUCAGAGUCAAGUAUAGGAACAUGCAUCCCUAGCUAGAGAGAACAUUAUCUUACAUCAUUGUGCAACAUUCAUCAUUGCAGUAUUGCAACAUUCA